CAGAUUUUUGUAAAUAUAAAUAAAAAUAAUAUCCAUAUAUUAAUAAAUAUUUAAUUAGAAUAAUGAAUUACUCAUUUUCAGAUUCAAAUAAAAUGUAGGAAUAACUUAAGAGGAGAUUUUUAAUUUUUGGAAGUGAAAAUUACUUGGAACAUAAGUCUUUGUUUGAUGAAGUGUGUUGUCAAAAGUGCUUUGAGCUAACUUUGAAAAUGAGGUAAUGUAAAACUUGCUCUAAGAUUUAUUGCUCGAAUUGUUUUGAUCCAUAAUAAGCUAAAAUGUAUUGUCCUAAUUGCGGUUGUAACGAAGAAAUUCUCAUACCUAAUCAAAAAUUGAUGACUUUAAAUUAAAUUUUAUUUAAGUGCAGAUAUUAUACAAAUGGAUGUUAAACAAAACUUAACAUAGAAAGCUUAUUCUGCCAUGAAGAACAGUGCAAUUUUUAAAAAAAUGUUUAAAAUUUAAAAUAAUUGCUUUAGAGCUCAUAAAGCGUUUCAUCGUCCUUAACUAAUAGUUAUCAGGAAGGACCAAAGUAGCUAUCAACAAACAACUAUGCCUCUGUCAGACAUCCUUACACAGACGUAGAACUUGUUCCUAUGGCUUUAUUUAAAGAUCUACUUAAAGAAUUAGCUGUUUUAAAAUAAGUAUGUGCUGUGAACUUUAAAAAAAGGUGUAAUAAUGGGCACGAAUUAAUAUAUGAAACAAGAGAUGCUAAUAUUACAAGAGAAGUUGUUUGUGAUGUUUGCAAACAACUUCCAUCAAAUUAAUCAGUAGGUAGUUAUAGAUGCGAAGCAUGUGAUUUUGAUAGAUGUGAAUAGUGCUAUUUGCAAAGUAGACUAUUUUGAUUUAAAUAUUAAUAAAAAUCUCAGUAAGUAUGAAAACUGUCUAAACAAAUAUUUAACAAUUAGUAGAUCUUAUUGAUGCAUAUAUAUACAUAAUUUUUUUUUGUAAAAUAUUAAUAUUCGAAUUAUAUUAAUUUUCCAUUCAAUUUUGCUUCUUACAAUUCAUUUUUUAAGAAGAUUU
This is a messenger RNA of Tetrahymena thermophila SB210, 1014 nucleotides long. RefSeq lists its product as hypothetical. The transcript has a single exon. The record is from RefSeq and is a predicted model, not a curated record. Lineage: Eukaryota; Ciliophora; Oligohymenophorea; Hymenostomatida; Tetrahymenidae.